CUACGCUAGUUAAAAUCCAAGCCCCCCUGGGCCUGCCUGAAACCUGUCUGUCUGUCAGUAAUAUUUUGAGGCGUGUUGGAGGGGAAAGAAGAGUGCACGAGGUGUAGAAGCAGUUUAGUUACUUAGCUAGUUAUUAAACUACCUGUAUUAGCCAGCAAACAUGGCUACAGUCAAUAGUGGUACCUCCAGUUACAGAGUCGUGAUAAUGGCUGGCAAAUACUUGACGAACCCCUCACCGCGGCUUGUCCCGAGCACAAGUCACUGGCGAAUGUUAAAACUUCAGCGCCGCUUGGCGAGUUCAAAGGCGGCCGGCCAGGGAGGCAAAACCCCGGCUUUGGCCCAGCAAGAGUUCCCUAACUCUUUCUCAGCCUCUGACCGCUACGUUCUGUCAAACCGCACAUUAAUUUAUCGGGAUGUGAAGGCUUUUCUCAAUGAAAUUGGUGGAGACCCUCGAGAGGCUCGGUACUGGUUGACCCAAUUUCAGAGAGCCAGUUUGGCACAAGCGCCAGCAUUUGCAGUGCUCGAGGUAAGAGGCUAGCUAGCUAGCCAGCGUAAUUUGCUAAUUUAUAGGGAACGAAUGAACUGUCAAACGGAAUAGCUUGUUUGUUUGCUAGUGAUUGAAGCGAAAUAAUAAUCGCUGUGUACAGCUGUCAGAGAAUAAUCUUUAUAGCUAAAUUAGCUACUGGUAUCAGUCCAACAAGCUUGGCUGUAUAGCUCAUAUGAUAACCUAUUACGUAUUGUAAUUAUAUUUUAUAGCUAACUAUAGUUAGCGUGUGGUUUAUAGGCAAAAAUAUGAGCUCCUCCGUUUAACGUUCUGCGCAAUGCUCAGGUGCUACACACAAACCUUAGAAAAAAUAGCCGCUACCAAAAAUCGCUGUAGCUGCAUAGCUUUAUGGCCAGGAGGAGUGUAGCGUUUGUCUAAUUCUUGACAUUGUGAAAGAUGACUGUAAAUCAAGACCAGGGGAUGGGUUCACCAGUCACAGACACUUUUUACAGCAGGCGUGGCCAACCCUCCUCCUGAAGAAUUACUGGGUGUACUGUGUACAGGCUCUUAUUCUAGCCCUGCUUAAACACCUGAUUCUAAUCAGCCAGUCAUCAGGACCUUGAUUACAGAAUCAGGUCUGUUACGAGUAUAUCUGGAAUAAAAGACUGCAUGCCAGGGCCGGUCCUGGCCAUUCUGCCUCCCUAGGCAACAAUAAACAAUUUUUGCCUCCCCGAAUAGAAUAGAAUAGUCUCAGUAAGCAAAAUUACAUUUAAAAUACGUAUUUUCUAGACGUUCAAGUUAGGUUCUUUUUCGGUUCUGAAUAAAAGGUGAAAAUAUGUAUUUUUCGGACUUUGAAAAUACGUAUUUUCUGGAUGUUGAAAUCACGUCUAUUUACAGCUCUGAAUGAAUGUUGAAAAUACGUAAAUUAUAGACAUUUUUGUUUGGGCCAAAUCAAGGCUGGUCCAGACUGGACAAAAUCAGAUUUGGUUCGGACAGAUUUGGUCCGGACUGGACCAAAAACCAACGUCCGUGGACGUAGAAAUUAAGGCCGGUCCGGACUGCACCAAAAAAAUACCUCCAGUCCAGACGGGACCAAAAAAAGAUGUCCAAAAGAUGUCGGCGUCGGUUCGUGCUUACUGGGGUAUAGCCUACAAUGUCGGCCCACAAUUAAAUUGUAUGAAUGCCCAUCUAUGUGGUAAGCCCACCGUUUUGUAAAAGAGGCCGUUGCUUUAUUAGUCCUGAUUCCUGUGACUAAUCAAUUUGGCUAUUUAAGCUCUCAAAAUCAGCUACCCAACUUUAUCAGGAGGAGUUAUCCUGAGCCUAUUUGCAAUGUGUUUACACAGCGGGAAAUGCAGGAGUAUUUAAUUUUUUGCUCUGAUCAGCUCGUAAAAAAUGUACGGAUACAAAGUUGAAACCACUGAUCGUGACAAUUUAGCCCAGGGGAUGAAACUCCUGGACAGCAGUUGUGAGUAGCCUGAUUGUCAAUUCCAUAUUGUCCAUUUUACUUUGACCUGUCCUGUUUUUAGGAUAUGUUUGUUAACAUGUCAGUGCAUUUUUUUAUUUGAUUGGGCGCCAUUUAGGUUAGGCUAUUUGAUCGGAGAAACUCAUACAUUUUAUUUCCAGCCUCUAGGCUACAGAAAAGGCCACAUGCUCUUUCUACCACAGGCUAUAUCUGUUAAAUGAUUUGUGUUAGAAAUUUCUUUUUGGGGGAAAGUUGGUGGAGUGCUGCAGCAAUGCAUCUCUCCAACAGCACCCUGGAGAGGCGUGCUCGGAAUGGACAAGACAAAUAUUUUGCUUCCCUGUCUUUGACAAAGUGGGCACUGCUUAUCACAGGGCGGCAUCAGCGCUCACCUAAAAAGCCCAUAUGCCGCUAGUUGAGAGAAAUUGUCAUUGUUUUGGGGCAGAAUUAUGUGAGGUUUUAUGUGUUGUUGGAGGUACAGUUGAAGUCGUAAGUUUACAUACACUUAGGUUGGAGUCAUUAAAACUUGUUUUUCAACCACUCCACAAAUUUCUUGUUAACAAACUAUAGUUUUGGCAAGUCGGUUAGGACAUCUACUUUGUGCAUGACACAAGUAAUUUUUCCAACAAUUGUUUACAGACAGAUUAUUUCACUUAUAAUUCACUGUAUCACAAUUCCAGUGGGUCAGAAGUUUACAUAAACUAAGUUGACUGUGCCUUUAAACAGCUUGGAAAAUUCCAGAAUUUUCAGCCAAGACCUCAGAAGAAAAUGGUAGACCUCCACAAGGCUGGUUCAUCAUUGGGAGCAAUUUCCAAAAGCCUGAAGGUACCAUGUUUAUCUGUACAAACAAUUGUACGCAAGUAUAAACACCAUGGGACCACACAGCCGUCAUACCGCUCAGGAAGGAGACGCGUUCUGUCUCCUAGAGAUUAACGUACUUUGGUGCGACAAGAGCAAAUCAAUCCCAGAACAACAGCAAAGGACCUUGUGAAGAUGCUGGAGGAAACAGGUACAAAAGUAUCUAUAUCCACAGUAAAACAAGUCCUAUAUCGACAUAACCUGAAAGGCUGCUCAACAAGGAAGAAUUCACUGCUCCAAAACCGCCAUAAAAAAGCCAGACUACGGUUUGCAACUGCACAUGGGGACAAAGAUCGUAUUUUUUUGGAGAAAUGUCCUCUGGUCUGAUGAAACAAAAAUAGAACUGUUUGGCCAUAAUGACCAUCGUUAUGUUUGGAGGAAAAAGGGGUAGGCUUGCAAGCCGAAGAACACCAUCCCUACCGUGAAGCACGGGGGUGGCUUGCUGCAGGAGGGACUGGUGCACUUCACAAAAUAGAUGGCAUCAUGAGGAAGGAAAAUUAUGUGGAUAUAUUGAAGCAACAUUUCAAGACAUCAGUCAGGAAGUUAAAGCUUGGUCGCAAAUGGGUCUUCCAAAUGGACAAUGACCCCAAGCAUACUUCCAAAGUUGUGGCAAAAUGGCUUAAGGACAACAAAGUCAAGGAAUUGGAGUGGCCAUCACAAAGCCCUGACCUCAAUCCUAUAAAAAAUGUGUGGGCAGAACUGAAAAAGUGUCUGUGAGCAAGGAGGCCUACAAACCUGACUCAGUUACACCAGCUCUGUCAGGAGGAAUGGGCCAAAAUUCACCCAACUUAUUGUGGGAAGCUUGUGGACGGCUACCCGAAACGUUUGAACCAAGUUAAACAAUUUAAAGUCAAUGCUACCAAAUACUAAUUGAGUGUAUCAACUUCUGACCCACUGGGAAUGUGAUGAAAGAAAUAAAAGCAUAAAGAAAUAAUUCUCUCUACUAUUAUUCUGACAUUUCACAUUCUUAAAAUAAAGUGGUGAUCCUAUCUGACCUAAAACAGGGAAUUUUUACUAGGAUUAAAUGUCAGGAAUUGUGAAAAACAGAGUUUAAAUGUAUUUGGGUAAAGUGUAUGUAAACUUCUGAUUUCAACUGUACGUCUUGGUCAGUUUAGCUCUGUAAAUGCCGCACUCGUCAAUCUGCCACCAUAGGAGGCCGUCUAAUCUAAUGAGCGUCCCGGCCCUGCUGCACGCCCAGUAGCUCUCAUCAUGAAAGGUUUUGGGGUGGGGGGGGCAGACAAGCAAACGCUUGGUAACCCUUCCGUGGGAAGAUGGCAGACAUAAAUAAGGAAGAAAGUGGAGCAUAUUAUGAAUAAAUAUGGAGUGGGGGAUUGCGCAAGUCUUCUGGAAGAUCUGGUGAAGGAGAAGAUGGCGGAUAAGGAGAAAAGUGGAAUGGAGGAUAGCACAGAAGCUUUGGAAGAGCUAGAGACGGAAAGUGAACGUGAAGAGAGUGAGGGUGGAUUAAUUGUGGUGGAGUGUAGAGGGAAGCGGUGUGGUGAGGCAGGUUGCCGUGCUCUAGUAGCCCAGAGAUGGAACCUGAUGAGAGUAUGGAUGUAGUACCUGCGGUGAGGACCGCAGAGUUCGUGCCUCAUCCCGAGGAUGAAAAGGAUGAUUCUGGUCCAGUGGGAGUGAGAUUUGUGGAGAUAAUGGUAUCAGGUUGGGUGGAGAAGAGGUUGGGGACUGUUGAGUUGGUGAGAGUAACUCUGAGUGGACUAGUGAUUAUUUGUGUUUUUUCAGUCCAGAGGGAGCGGGUGCUCUGGAUCACGUGAUUAGGGACAAGAAAUGUGACUUGCUUUAUUCUCCGGAGCAAGCCGCCGUUGAAAGGAGGGAUAACGGGGUGGCAUUAAGUGUUGAGGAUCAGUUGAAAUUGAAGAUUCCUGGUGUCUAUGACGCCUGCCGUUUGGUGCGACGCAGAUCCGGAGGAGAGCGUCGCAAGGUCAAGUCAGGAAGUGUAAGUUAUCCCGUGAGAGCUUUUGUUCUGAAAAUGCUACAGUGUUUUAGGUGUUAAGUUUAUGGGCAUGUUGCAGCAGUGUGUAGGAGGGAGAUUCCUAGAUGUGAGAAGUGUGCAGGAGGAAUGUGUAGUAUCAGUGGAGAAAGUUGUGUGUGUAAGCUGUGGGGGUGCCCAUGGGGAUGUAGAUCGGAGGUGUCUGGUGAGAGAAAGGCAGGUUGAGGUUGUCAGGGUCAGAGUACUACAGAAAACGUUGUCUGCUGAAGUAGUGAAGAGAGUGGUAGAGGAAUAUGGGUACAGGGUGAGGGAUACUGAGAGGAUUUCUGUGAGUAGGCAGAGACCAAUAGAGUGAUGGGAAGAAUAUGUGCUUCAGUAAGGUGAGUUUCUUAGCUUUCAUAGCCAUGGUUGUCAAUUGUACUGCAAAAAUGGAUUGGAAGUGUGGAGGAAAUUAAUUAAUCACAUACUAUGCUGUUUAAUUAGACAUACUAUGCUGUUUUUUACUUAGAGAAUUGUCCAUUGAUUGAUGCUAGUGUUUCUUACUGAUACAAACUUGUCUUGUGUGACUUAGUCAUAAAUCUGAGCGUACAUAUUUAUGAGCCGCUUGAGUUCGACCCCAGUAUGUGACCUCCUGUGUUUACCAUCGGUAGGAAUUUAGCUAUGUGGGAAGUGCAGAGAGGAACAGAGGAUGGUGGCGAUAUCAGCUAUCUUGAUCUACACAGACUAGCUAAAUUACUGUUCCCAGGGCCUGUUUCUGCACACCUGUUAACUGUCACAAAGAUAAAAGGAUGUACUUUCUAUAAAAGGAGACAGCCAGCUCUGUUCGUUGAGCUUUUUCAACCAUGAACCAUUUGAGUGGUUGUUGAUUGCUUCAUUUUUGCUAAUCUUAUAAUAAAAAGUUGUUUUGAAGAAUACAGUCUCUCUCCUUUUGGUUAGAAUUACCCCCACAGAAGUCACAGAAAAUAGAGGUUGUGGUGGCAGCAGGAGAGAAAUACUUGGGAUUGCGAGGAUUUAGUGCAGAACAGUUGCAGGGGGUGUUGAGUGGUAGUAGUUGGCAGGUUAAUUUUUAUUUUACCAAAUGAUGUAUUACCUGAAUUUAAUGUAGGUAGGCUGUGAAUGGCCUCACACACCAGUACAGUAGGUGGCAGUGUAUGCGCCUAAAAGUUGGAUGUGAUCCGCCAACCAAAUCCAAAUUAAGAAGAAACUCUCGUCAUGUCAUUUGAAAUCUAUCCUCAUGUCAGGUGGACAAAUCUGUAUUCGAGAGCCGAGAGAUGGUGCAGAGUCUGGCGUUUGGGCUCUCUUUCCUGCAGCGGAUGGACAUGAAGCCAGUGGUGGUGAUGGGACUGUCACGGCCUGAGGAUGACGACGCCCCAGACGGAUCUACUUCCAACUCCAGGGCCGAUAUUGUUCAGCAUUGCCAGACCCUAACAGAGGUCCUACAGCACCACUCAGCCAGUGUCAUACCGUUCUUCAGUGCAGAGGCCUUGCUGCUGGUGCAGGAUCCACCCCAAGGAAGCAGGUCUCCCCUACCACAGUUACCCUAUCCUCCUCUGCAUUACGAUACUAAUCUCUUUUUUGUUUAGAGUUUUUUUAAAAGAGUAAUAACAGCCCUAUGUGUUGUCAGUGCAGGGUCCUCCAUUGCAGUGGACAAAGGCCUGCUCCAGUGGAGCCUGGACUGCGGGGCCAUCCCCCUGGUGUGCCCUGUGGGGCGGGACACCAUGGGCCGCUCGGUGGCCCUGGACUCAGUGGACGUCACGGCCGCCAUCUCCAAGAUCCUGCAGCCACUCAAAGUCAUGUUCCUCAACAGCUGGGGAGGCCUCCGCAACCAGAGUCACAAGGUGGGGGGUUAUGGGGUUAUUUUGGGGGUUGGGUGGCAGAUUACUAGAAUGCGCGUGCAUUCAUAGUACUUGACCUACAGUAUGUAGUUAAGGAACUCGCCGCUGUCUUUGCUCUUUGAAAGUAGGCCCAUCAUAGUGUUUAUCCACAGCAGUCUGUACAUUUCCUGUACAUUAGAAGCAGUAGGCUAUUUACUCCCAAUCAAAGAAGAGGCCUAACACCUGCCUGCUCUCCAGUAUAGGACAACUACAGGUAACUGCCAAAAUAAAGGAAACUCCAACAUAAAGUGUCUUAAUAGGACAUUGGGUCAUCACGAUCCGCCAGAACAGCUUCAAUGCACCUUGGCAUUGAUUCUACAAGUGUCUGGAACUCUAUUGGAGGGAUGCAACACCAUUCUUCCAUGAGAAAUUCCAUAAUAUGGUGUUUUGUUGAUGGUGGUGGAAAACACUGUCUCAGGUGCCGUUACAGAAUCUCCCAUAAGUGUUUAAAUGGGUUGAGAUCUGGUGACUGAGACGGCCGUGGCAUAUGGUUUACAUCGUUUUCAUGCUCAUCAAACCAUUCAGUGACCACUCGUGCCCUGUGGACAGGGGUAUUGACAUCCUGGAAGAGACCACUCCCAUCAGGAUAGAAAUGCUUCACCACAGGUUGAAGGUGAUCACACAGAAUGGCUGGCUGUGUAUUUAUUGGUGUUUACCUUGCCCUCUAAGGGGUUGAGUGGACCUAAACCAUGCCAGGAAAAUGCACCCCACACCAUAACAGAGCCGCCAGAACCCUCAUUUAAUCAAGUGUUACCUUUAUUUUGCCAGUUACCUGUAUAUCACAAGUAUAAUUUGUUUUGAACCCUUAUGUUGUUUUGUUGCUUUCAUUUACUUCCUUGUCAAGCUUGUUCACAUUUUAUUAAAUCAAAACCCCCCCCCCCUCUGUUUCUGUCCCACUCUCCUCUCCACAUCUCAGGUGCUGGAUUUAGUGUCUCUGCCCGGUGAUCUUCCCGGCCUGUCGGGGGCACCAUGGCUGAGCUUGGCCGAGCGUCGGAGGGUGGGCACCAUCGCCCAGCUCCUGAACCAGCUGCCCUGCGAGUCCUCUGCAGUUAUCACCUCCGCCAACACGCUGCUCACCGAGCUGUUCAGCCACAAGGGUGAGGGAGACCUGUAUGUGUGUGUGACCCCUCACCGACUAACCCCUAUGUCUGACCUAUGCUCUCUACUCACUCACUCACUCUCUGCACCUGUCACUGCUGCUGUUGAUAGCACGUGGGGCUCACCUCUCAUGUUGCUAAGCAGAGUUUGGGGCCCCUUAAGGCAGACAUAGGCAUUAUGCAAUUUCAGUCCUCUGGAGCCAAAGUGUCUGCUCGCUCCCUUUCUGCUGGUUCACUUUUAUCUCCCAGGGGCCUUAAGUAUCAAGCAUCUCAGAGUAGGAGUGCUGAUCUAGGAUCAGGGUCUCCCUGUCCAUAUAAUCGUAUUCAUUAUGCUCCGAGACGCUUCAUACAUACGGCCCCUGGUGUCCCAGUUCUUAAUCACUCGCUGAAUUGAAGGAAAGAACAGACACCAGCAGUCACUGUGGCCCUCGAGGUGUAGUAGACCACAGGAGGUUGGUGGCACCUUCAUUGGGGAGGAUGGGCUAGCGGUAAUGGCUAGAGUCGGAAUCAGUGGAAUAGUAUCAAAUACGUCAAACACAUAGUUUGAUGCCAUUCCUCCCCUCAGCAGCCUCCACUGUAGUAGACUGAAUGUCCAUGCAUGCAGCUCAUGUUGUGCAUGGCAUCUGUGUGUAUCUGUGACACCUGAAAUCCAAUCCAGGGUCAUGUUAAGGUCCUAGGAUGUGUAUUUUGAGACGUGCCCUUAGCACAGCAGAGGUUUUAAAGAUGCACUCAUUGACCUGCAGCUGGCUCCAUUUCUUUAUCAUAUAACACAGAGAUGUAAUGUGAGUCACUGCAUGCAAAGUCUACACUACAGGUGAUCCUUUAUAAGCGGUUAGAUUUAUCCCAUAGCGUACACUCAACUGAAACAAGGAAAUGACAGAGGCCUCAACAAUCCAUGGUUAAUUCGCAUUUCAAGCCAGUUCACCUUGUAUGUGUGCUUGCUGAUUUGACAUGCUUUGUGUACCCAAUUGUUCAUUUUCACAUCUUAUGUUUUCAUAGGUUCUGGUACCCUGUUCAAGAAUGGAGACCCCAUUCACAAGUGAGUAUAUUAGUCUCUCUUCUCUGUUAGCUUGCAAUUUGGCCUUCAACUUGGAUGUGUUAACUGUGAGCGGAGCGUCCUACUUGAGACAUGCGUGUUUAACCUGACAAUUGCGAAAAAUCUUCCAUUGACAUCAGUGUAAGAGUUUUGUGAAAUGUAGGAACAGUUAGGCUACUUGCUCAUGCCAUUUAUUUCUAACAUUAUAUCGCUUAGUUUCCUCAUUAAACCUUUUGUAUCACCCCCUAACAAUAAUUUCACUUGCCACAGUGAUAGCUCUGGAACAAUACGUCUAGGGAGAUGAGUGUCUGUUUACACAUCAUAUUUUCCACUUCUAAAUCGCACACAGGCUGUGCACAAAGUACUCCCUCAUGACAAGCCCAAUAAUAAUAAUACGGAAUGAAAAAUAAACUUUUAGGAGUAAAAGUCGUACAAUUUGUAAUGUAUAUAUUUCUCUCGUCAGUGUAGAUGGCCGUCGUGCUAUCUGACGUAAAACAAUGACAUGGCCUUCACUGACUCGGAUAGCUGGCACUGUUGUGGCUCGCUAGCCAUUUAAUUUUCAUGCACAUUUGGAACUUCAUAAAUACUGAUCCUACAACCACAACUCCUUAACUAGAUGUAGAAUUAGCAAGUUAAGACUGUUACGUUCUCCCCUCGGGUGUAGUUCGUCUGAGGAGGAGAUGUAAAUGCCCGUGCCUGCGCACACAAUGUAAACUAGAUGGAUGGGGAAGAAAUGUGGGGUGUAACUAACUAAAAUAAUGGGACACAACAACCAGAACUCAAUGUUAGCCCUCUGGAGACGUUUAGUAAAGUACUGAACAACAUAUACAACACCCAUAAAGAAACAGUAAUAAAUCAAACAAACCAGGGAAGGUAAGAGAAGGGAAUGUUUGGGAACGGGGUCCAAGUAAUGAAAAUGAACAAAAGGUCCCUAAAUGACUAAAAUGUAACACCUAAUCCUUCCUAACACACUAAGCCCUAACCCGCUUUCCUACCUGUUACCACAAAUACAGGGGUGACACCCGCCCGGCUAACCUAGUGUAUAAAACAGUGGGUUAUCUACGUGUGAAUGUACACCCAUGGGCAGAACUACCUUUCCCUUCUCCAGGACCCAGGUAGGGUGGAAUACAGCAGGAGGACAGGCUGAAACACAAACAAAGAUACAUCAAAACAAACAAUAACCAAAUCCUCAAACAGCCAAACAAAAAGUGCCCUCUCUCUCUAGCUCACACGACAAACAGUUUAUACGCUCUAGUCAAUCAGUCACUCAACCACAGCUGCCAGGACUCCGGACCGAAGCCACGCCCACCAUCGUCAGCCGCAACUCAGCACACCUGUAAUAACCAGAACACACAAACCGAACAACCACUCUGAACCAAACACACACUACAAAGGACGAUUGGGAGAAAGAAAAACAUGUCACACGUAACACGCCCCCCCCAAAAAAAAGAGUAAACCCAGGGGUUUAUGAUAAGAACAUUACAUUUUUAGUCAUUUAGCAGACGCUCUUAUCCAGAGCGACUUAUUUGCGAGAGAAGUAACAAACGGGGUGAUCUAGACCAUCGUGUUCCUGUAAUAGUACAGCACCUGCACCCAGUGAGUGCAUACAUUUUUCAUACUGGCCCCCCGUGGGAAUCGAACCCACAACCCUGGCGUUGCAAGCGCCAUGCUUUACCAACUGAGCUACAGGAGGCCUUUAUCUUUAUAUACAUAUUUUUUUAUAAUACCAAGUACUUACUUCCAACACAUCCCCCCCAUAGUUGUCAACCCCCCCCCCCCCCCCCCCUCCUCUAUUAUUUUCUCUUUUUUUCUCUGAACUAGGCAUGUGACAGAGCAUCCGCAACCACGUUUUCUGCACCCUUUAUAUGAUGAAUUUCUAAAUUAUAACCCUGUAUAACCAACGCCCAACGCACAAGACUUUGGUUGUGGCUGUACAUGCAGCUUAAAAAAAUGAAAGGGUUGUGGUCUGUAUACACCACAACAGGCAACACAAUGGAGCCAACAUAAACCUCAAAAUUGUAAGGCAAACAACAGCACCAGUCUCCUGUUCGAUAGUGGAAUAACGUGACUGACAGCUGUUGAAUUUGCGAGAGAAGUAACAAACUGGGUGAUCUAGACCAUCGUGUUCCUGUAAUAGUACAGCACCUGCACCCACUGAACUGGCAUCCACUUCCAACUUAAAUGGUUUCUGGAAAUCGGGGGCAGGAAAGAACAGGAGAAAUACACAAUAGUGCUUUUACAGAGUCAAAGGCAGAUUGACACUCAGCGGUCCACUCAAAGGACACUGAAGGACUGAGUAACCUUGUCAUUGGGGCUACAACAGUUGAGAAAUUCCUACAAAAUGUACGAUAAUAACCCGUCAUGCCUAAGAAUCUGCGUAAUUCCCGCCGAGUGGCAGGGCCAGGAAACCGGGUGAUAGCGUCCACCUUAGCUGUUACUGUACGAACCUGAACCUGACCCCGCCCCACCUCUUUAUCCAAAUAUGUAACAGUAGCCUUUCCAAACUCACAUUUGGCUAAGUGUCAAAGAAGCGCUGGCCAAGCGUGCAAACACAGCCCUCAAUGUGCUCAUGUGAUCAAGCCAGGUUGUCGAAUGAACAACCAGGUCAUCGAGAUAUGUGGUACAAUCAGGAACAUCAGCCAAUACAAUAUUUAUCAAACGUUGAAACGUGGCGUUCCUCAUUCCAAAAGCCAUUACUGUGUACUGGCAGAAACGGUCAGAGGUUACAAAAGCAGACACCUCAGAGGCACGAGGGGUUAAAGGCACCUGCCAAUAACCUUUUAACAAGUCAAGCUUAGUAACAUACGCAGCCGAUCCAAUGGUGUCUAUACAGUCGUUCCAUGCGAGGUAAAGGGAAUGAGUCAGGUAUGGUAACAUUAUUCACUUUUCUAUAGUCAGUGCAAAACCUUUGAGUCCCGUCAGGCUUUGGAAUCAGCAGACAGGGGGAACUCCAAGGACUGCCACUGGGGAUUGGCAUCUCAUUUUCCACUAAAGAAGUUACCUCUUUCUUCAUCAUUACCCUCUUGAUUGAAUUCACACGGUAAGGGUGCUGUUUGAUUGGAGCAGCAUCACCUACAUUACAGUAUGAAAAAAAUGUAUUCACUCACUAAGUCGCUCUGGAUAAGAGCGUCUGCUAAAUGACUAAAAUGUAAAAAUGUAUAUCAUGUUGCAACACAUGUACGACUGGGAACAUCCUUAAAGAGACUCGGAAAAUCAGUGAUUAGUAAUUCAAUAUCAGCCCUCUGCUGAUCAUUCAAAUGCAACAAAUGGGAUUGGAGAGACGCUACCAUCUCCGAAUUACAUAAACGAGCACACUGCUCAGGAGUAUUUCGCAUCACCAAACCGUCCUCAUCAUUUACGCUGACUCCUGGGUGGGUAACCAUGCUCACAGAAGCAACAGAGAAUACCACAGGAGGUUUACUGGUAAUGGGGGAUUUGAUACCAACUCUAACAUGAUAAGCUUUAAUCAUGUUAACGUGACAUAACCGAAAUGGGCGUCUAUGGUCUGGCGUUUUGAUAACAUAAUCAGUAUCACUGAGUUUUUGCUCCACCACAUAUGGGCCAGAGAAACUGGAAGAGAGACACGAGCCAGGUACUGGCAACAACACCAAGACUUGGUCACUUGGUUGAAAAGAACGAGACACAGUUUUUACAUCAAAGUGACGUUUCAUUUUCUUUUGUGUGGAAGACAGAUUUUCUCUGGCUACAGCACAUGCGUCAUGCAACCGCUCCCGGACUUGACUAACAAAGUCUAGUACAUUAGUAGAGGACCCAACUGAAUCAUCAGCCAUAAUUUGUUAUUUCAGUACCUUUAGAGGCCCUCUCACUGUGUGACCAAAGAUUAGCUCAGGUGGGCUAAACCCAAGAGACUCUUGUACGGCAUCCCCUCAUCCCACUCUUUUUCUGUGUCCAUACAGUAUUUACGCAACAUGGCUUUUAGCGUCUGAUGCCAACGUUCCAGCGCACCCUGACUCUCCGGGUGGUAAGCGCUAGACAUCUGAUGGGACACUGACAAGGACUUCAACACACUUCCAAACAAUCUCGAUGUAAAAUUAGUGCCUUGAUCCGUCUGUACGAUUUUUAGAAAUCCAAAAAGGUAGAGAAAUACUUAAUCAGCGCCUUCACAAUUGCCUUACUGGUGAUUUUACACAUAAGAAUCGCCUCUGGGUACCUUGUAGCAGUGCACAUUAUCGUUAACAAGAAUUGAUUACCCGACUUAGUCCUGGGUAAUGGACCAACACAAUCGAUUAUUACUUUCUCAAACGGCUCUCCCAUGACCGGAAUCGGGCAGAGAGGAGCCGGGGAAAUUACCUGGUUAGGCUUCCCCACCACUUCGCACAUACUACAUGUACGGCAAUAACAAGCCACAUCCCGUUUCAUUCCCGGCCAGAAGAAAUGACGGAGGAUUCGAUCGUAGGUUUUAGUCACUCCUAGAUGACCAGACCAGGGAAUAUCAUGAGCUAGGGACAACACCUUCGUCUGAAACGUGGCAGGAACUACAAUCUGGAAAACGGAACUCCAAUCAUUUUCUAGGUCAGCACGGGGAGUCCAUUUUCUAAUCAAAAGACCCUUCUCAAGGAAAUACGUCACACCUUUCCUUUUUGCCUCACUCAAAGGUAACAUGGACGAAAAACAUUUGGCUAAGCCCACAUCCUCUUUCUGGGCAGCUAUUAGCUUCUCCCGAGUAACUGGCAACCUUAAACAGUCCACCGAGGAAGCCAUUGUCUUGUCUUUAUUACCAUCAUCAUAAUCAGAACUCACUGGGAACACAGGAGUAGAACACUGGAUAUCUUCCCCAUUCAACAUAGGUGCAAGCACAGAGUCAGCUAAGUCUACCAUGGUACCUAAGCGACGCGACUGCGCACGUGUAAUGGCACACGCUGGAAAUGCUUCAGGAAACAUAGUGGCCAAAACAUCAGCACUUGACUGAGCAUCAGGCUUGUCUAGCACUUCUAACACAGGCACAACUUUGCCUCCUGCUAGAUCGUUACCCAUGAUUAGAGCAACCCCAUUUACGGGAAGCUCGGACUGUACACCGAUUCUGAAACAUCCACUCACUAGAUCAGAAGUCAAAUGGACAGUAUGUAACGGAACAGGCACACAACGCAUUUCGAUCCCCCUUAAUAAUACACUAGAGCCACAAUAAGACUCCUCUGACCAGGGCAGAACACUCGAGAGAAUUACAGACUGAGCCGCACCAGUAUCUCUCAAUAUCAAAACUGGCUUUUGUUCUCCAGAAUCACCUGUCAGUGAAACAAAGCCUUUAAAUAUGAACGGGUCGUAGGUUGGAUCGGGACGACUUAGUACAACCCCAGGACUCUCCUUUACAGAGCUCUUAGUGGUUACCUUAAUCAAACCCACACUUUUAUGGGGUUUAGGGGUUGAAGGUGGUGACUUGCGUUUUAAAGACAUACAUUCCGAAAUUACGUGUCCGACUUUAUGACAAUAAAAACACGCACGUUCCUCCUUUAGAGUCAGCCGUGUACUUCCUGAGUAACUGUGGGAAUUGUAGACAGGAGAGGAUACAACCGGUCUAUUCUCACUACGGUGUGUGGGAAACACUGUUUUAUGUGUAAACACAAAUUCAUCUGCAAGCACCGCGGCUUCAGAUAACUUUAACACUUUCUGUUCAUUAAUGUAUACAACCAACCACUCUGGGAGGCUGUUUUUAAAUUCUUCCAAUAACAUUAAUUCACGAAGACCUUCAAAGUCAUUGAUUUUACUCGCUGAGCACCAUUUGUCAAAGAGAGACUCCUUCUCUCUAGCGAAUUCGACAAAAGUUUUUAUAGAGGAUUUGGAGUGCUUUCUAAACUUGUAUCUAUAAGCCUCCGGCACAAGCUCAUACCCACGGAGCACAGUAGCCUUAACAAUGUCGUAAUUAAGACCAUCAGCGAGAGAGAGAGUACCCAUCACCUCCUGCGCUUUACACUGAAGUAACAGCGGCCACACAUCCCUAGGCCAAUUCAAAGCCACUGCUAUGCGUUCGAAUGCACAAAAGUAAGAGUCAACCUCAGACUCACAGAAUUGUGGAACUAAAGCAAUAUGCCGGCUAAUGUCAAAGGUAGAGGCAGAUCCUGGGGUGGAAAACACACUAUUGGAAAUGGCAGGGACAGCGGCCAGCCUCGCCGUCUCUGCCUCUAAUUCCAAUUUGCGCAUUUCGAAGUCCAUCUGCCUUAUCUUAAUAUCUGCUUCCAACUCCAGUCGGCACGUCUCCAACUUGAGAUGUAGCUCAUCCUUUCGGAUUUGUGCUCUCUCUUCUGCCUCCAGCUGCAAGUGUACAGCCGUAGGAAUAGGAGAGAGGGUCAAAUCGAGGCAAGGUGGCCGGGGCCUUAUACUCGACCUCAUCGUCGGGCCUAUACGGGGCACCCGGAGCAUCCACCACCUCUCCCACUGCAGGCAGAGGCAAAACCAACACUUGCUGUUCAAUCAGCGCCGCUAACACCAAUGCCCUUACCUCCGCCUUAACAAAACCCCUUGGCACGGAGAUAUCUAAAUGGUCUGCCAAAGUCUCUAAAUCCACUCUCCUACAAUUCUCAAAACCCUCCCACGUAGGGUUAUCCAGAAAAAACUUCAGGUUAAAAAGGUGGCCAUUUUCUAAAUCCACCACCUAACUACAACAUCCAACACAGAACUAAACACUACACCCAACAAAACAACCACACAAUCCACAUCUACUACCAAAGUGUGCGGGCACAAGCUGGAUCAAAGAUCCCUGACCAGCCCCCCAUGUUACAUUCUCCCCUCGGGUGUAGUUCGUCUGAGGAGGAGAUGUAAAUGCCCGUGCCUGCGCACACAAUGUAAACUAGAUGGAUGGUGAAGAACUGUGGGGUGUAACUAACUAAAAUAAUGGGACACAACAACCAGAACUCAAUGUUAGCCCUCUGGAGAUGUUUAGUAAAGUACUGAACAACAUAUACAACACCCAUAAAGAAACAGUAAUAAACCAAAGACCAAUCAAACAAACCAGGGAAGGUAAGAGAAGGGAAUGUUUGGGAACGGGGUCCAAGUAAUGAAAAUAAACAAAAGGUCCCUAAAUGACUAAAAUGUAAAUAUAUAAAAAAAUAAAUCCCUCCUCUUCUACACACCUAAUCCUUCCUAACACACUAAGCCCUAACCCGCUUUCCUACCUGUUACCACAAAUACAGGGGUGACACCCGCCCGGCUAACCUAGUGUGUAAAACAGUGGGUUAUCUACGUGUGAAUGUACACCCAUGGGCAGAACUACCUUUCCCUUCUCCAGGACCCAGGUAGGGUGGAGUACAGCAGGAGGACAGGCUAAAACACAAACAAAGAUACAUCAAAACAACCAAAUCCUCAAACAGCCAAACAAAAAGUGCCCUCUCUCUCUAGCUCACACGACAAACAGUUUAUAUGCUCUAGUCAAUCAGUCACUCAACCAAAGCUGCCAGGACUCCGGACCGAAGCCACGCCCACCAUCGUCAGUCCGCAACUCAGCACACCUGUAAUAACCAGAACACACAAACAGAACAACCACUCUGAACCAAACACACACUACAAAGGACAAUUGGGAGAAAGAAAAACAUGUCACACGUAACAACUUGCGCAGGAAGAAAACAUCAAAAUCAACUACAGAUUUAUAGUUUUUGAUAAGAUAAAUUCUGACACUUGAGUCUUUUGUGCACUGCAUGUGUACAAUUAGAAUUGGAAAAAGUCACUUUUCCCAUUGUCCUGAAUUUACUUACUUUGAGACAGGUGAUUGUGUGCCUGUCAUCCCAAGGGUGUUGUCAUAGGUAGUUGAAAAAGCUGAGCUUGUCGGGUGUCUCUAUUAAAAGAGAUGCAAAGAUAAUCAACUACUGUCUCUCUAUCCUUUUGUUUGGCCAGGUACAGCACUCUGGAUGACAUAGACCUAGACCGCCUACUGGCCCUGAUAAACAAGUCGUUUGAGAAGAACCUGAGGGAGGAUUACAUUGAGUCACUCAAAGGACGCCUCCAUUCUAUCUACCUCUCUGAAGGGUAGCCUAACACACACACACAUCUUCCUGUGUGGCAUCCUUUUUUCCAUUCUCUACCCUUCUCCCGAAGUGUAAACUCGUACAAUCCGCUCUCAUAGAUAAGAAAAAGACUGUUGUGAGGAAUAUGGUGGUGGAAGGAAACUCUCUCCAGCCAUGCUUGCACCAACCCAAUGCUUUUCUUGUUCAUACUAGUGGAGAAGGGUAGGUAGAGAAUGGGAACCUAGCCUGUGUCUCAAACAAACCACAACAUGGAACAUGGAAUGCUGUAUCACCUGCAGGUACAGUGCGGCAGCCAUCAUCACCAGGGAGCCUGUGAGCAGUGGUACGCCCUACCUGGACAAGUUUGUGGUGAGCAGCAGCAAGCAGGGCGAGGGCACCAGCCAGAUCCUGUGGGAGUGCAUCAGACAGGACCUGGGCAAGCUCUUCUGGAGGUCCCGCGCCAUCAACCGCAUCAACCCCUGGUGAGAAGAACAUGACACUGCACAAUUGACACAAGAAACAUGACUUAUGGCUGUUUUGGCCCAACAUAAUGGCUGAAGUAUCAGAUGCCAUGCAUCUUUCUCAAGUCAAGUCGAGAGUAUCUAGAAGAUUUUCUUCACAAUUCUGCGGGGCAAUUUAUGUAACUAAUUUUUUUUCACUACAAACAAAUACCAUGCAUCUCUUUUGUUGUUUUACUGCGAAUGAAAAAUAAAAGUAAAGGUCUGCCGCCUGUCUUUCUAGGGUGUGUGGUUGUUUUGGAUACUAGUUUUCCCUGCCUUAACCAGCCCUGGAUCUAGACGCACUGCUGUGUACAGGGUUGUCUCUCUUUUUUUGAAUAUUUUUCUUUACUUCCUUUCUCCACCUAUCCUCAGGUACUUCAAGCAUUGCGACGGAAGCUUCGUCAACGGCGGCUGGAUUGUCUUUUGGUUCGGCCUCUCAGACAUCAGGGAGUCCUACCAGCUCGUAGAGUACGCCAAACGCGUUCCAGACUCCUUCCACGGUCCGAUAAUGGGGGGGAGCCCCCCAGCAGCCACCCCAGGAUCCUGA
Messenger RNA from Coregonus sp. 'balchen', 17752 nucleotides. Lineage: Eukaryota; Metazoa; Chordata; Actinopteri; Salmoniformes; Salmonidae. The record is from the annotation of a GenBank genome assembly.